Racocetra persica is the source of this 220-nucleotide messenger RNA. The record is from the annotation of a GenBank genome assembly. Lineage: Eukaryota; Fungi; Glomeromycota; Glomeromycetes; Diversisporales; Gigasporaceae.
AUGCCCCGUUGGGAUACUCGCUUAUUAGGAGAUAAUGAAAGUGCCCCGUUAACUGAUUUAGAAAAAAGAAAACCCCAAGAAGCAGCACCCAAUAAGCAGUCCCAGUCCGAAAAUGCCGAGCAGUCAGCCGAACAACAAAAAAAUCUCCAAGAAAUAAUUGAGGAAACAAAAAGCCAAUUAAUCGAGCAACUGAAAGAUGUUCAAGAACAAAUUAACGAGA